Messenger RNA from Bufo gargarizans (Asiatic toad), 361 nucleotides. RefSeq names its product cytochrome b-c1 complex subunit 10. The coding region runs from base 16 to 186 and encodes 56 amino acids. The transcript has 3 exons. NCBI's taxonomy places the organism in Eukaryota, Metazoa, Chordata, Amphibia, Anura, Bufonidae. Gene Ontology annotation, cellular component: mitochondrial inner membrane. Gene Ontology annotation, biological process: mitochondrial electron transport, ubiquinol to cytochrome c. The record is from RefSeq and is a predicted model, not a curated record.
ACAUUGAGUUGAGCCAUGAUCCUGAACGCGCUAGGACCUCGCUACACGCAACUGGCCAAAAGCUGGGCUCCGACGCUGGUCACAUGGGGCUCGGUGGGAGCUGUCGGGCUGAUCUGGGCUACGGACUGGCGGCUUUUCCUGGAUUAUGUUCCAUAUAUCAGCGGCAAGUUUAAGCAGGAAAAAUGAUCCGUGCAGAAGUAUCACUGACUUUUAGGAUUCCUACGAUUGGAGACACACAUGUGAACGCUGGAUGCCAAGACUCUUGUGCGGCCCUGUACUAGUUUCGUCCAUGUAAACCGAUACAAGUUAUUUAUAAAGAAACUUCUCUUGCACUAUUCCUAAUAAAACAGUUUGGUUGAGA